AUGACUGGAUACCACCGGUUUUCAGAAGAUGGAUCACUAACGGCGAUGAAUGAUAAGCUUGAUGGCUUGCAGUGGCUAAUCGAUGAAGCUUAUGCCACAGGCGACGUGAAGCAGCUAGACCCUGAAAGAAUUACACACCGUUUAGCCUUCAUCAAUGAUAUUUCGAUGCACUCAACUGGGUACACAGCACAGCAUAUCAUUCUAGACCUCGCAAAGUCUGAUAAAUCUUUGGGAUAUAUCCAAGCAUUGCGGGACGAAGCUGCGGCGGUUCUCAAGGCAUCGGGUGGGGAAUGGACAAGGCAAUCAGUGACGAAAUUGCGCCUCACAGACUCCACCAUUAGAGAGUCAAUGAGACUUUCCCCAUUCUUCAGUGUUGGUUUACCACGGACUGUGAGUUUCUCUCUUCUCGGGAGCGCUAGUCAUUUCUCUAAUACGUUGCGCAAUCAGGUUAUUGACCCCAAGGGCAUUAUUGUGCCACACGGUGGCUCGACCUUGAACAUCCCUCGCGGUACACUCCUGGGAAUCCCAGUCCAAGCCAUUCAUUAUGAUGACUCCAUCUAUCCCAACCCUAGCGAGUUCCAGCCGUUCCGUUUUGUACAAAGCCAGAGCAUUGAUAAUGUUACCGAUGCCUUCAAGGACAUGGAGAGCAUUUCGACGUCUGGUGAACCGGCCAAGACCAGUGCCACGCUCGACGGCAGGUUUCUUUCGUUCGGAUAUGGCAAACACGCUUGCCCAGGCCGCUUCUUUGCCCUUAACGAGCUCAAGAUCUUUGUUGCUGAAAUGGUCCUGAAUUACAAUUUUGAGUAUGUCGGCUCUGACCAGCCAAGGACCAUGCCAGUUUUGUGGCUCAAUGUACCUAAUUUCUUCACUACCAGCCCCAAGGUUCUGGUACAGAGGAGAGAGCCUGUAGAGCUUCUAUGA
Clonostachys solani is the source of this 921-nucleotide messenger RNA. The record is from the annotation of a GenBank genome assembly. NCBI's taxonomy places the organism in Eukaryota, Fungi, Ascomycota, Sordariomycetes, Hypocreales, Bionectriaceae.